AAAAAAAAAAAAAAAAACAUCCACAGCUCAGCCCCUAUCAACACACAGGCCCUUAUCAAUGCACAAUUCUUGCCUUGUUUAUUGACAGACAUGCACAGGACCUUUCCUGACAACGUCCUCUUCCAAAGUAAAGCAGAACCGAGCCUGCAGAAGGCUCUGUACAACGUGCUGCUGGCCUAUGGACACCACAAUAAAGAAGUUGGGUACUGUCAGGGCAUGAACUUCAUCGCAGGCUACCUCAUGAUCAUCACAAAAGAUGAAGAGAAGUCCUUCUGGCUCAUGGACGCACUGUUGGGCAGAAUGCUGCCAGACUUCUACAGCCCGGCCAUGUUGGGCCUGAAGACAGAUCAGGAGGUUCUCGGGGAGCUGGUGAAGGCUAAAGCUCCUGCGGUAGGACAGCUCAUGGACCAGUAUCCUGGUAUAUGGACACUGGUGGUGUCUCGCUGGUUCAUCUGCCUCUAUAUUGACAUACUCCCCAUUGAGACAGUUCUGCGGGUCUGGGAUUGUCUUUUCUACGAGGGCUCCAAGGUUCUUUUCCGUGUUGCUCUGACUCUCAUAAUUCACCACCAGCCGGAGAUCCUGAGAGCUCGCUCUUUGACCGAUGUGUGCGAGUGCUUCAAACAAAUCACCAGUGGAGCUUUCACUCUGGACUGCCACACCUUCAUGCAGAAAAUCUUUACAGAACCUGGGAGCCUGUCAAUGGCAACUAUAAAUAAACUGAGGGAGAAAUGCCGACAGCGAAUACUGGAGGAAGAAUAUGGACGGCCGUGAAGUUUUGGAUCCACUAUGUAUCCCUUUGGCUUUCAUUCAGUGUAAGGACGUUAACACUGUACUAUCAGGAACAAUUAACUAUUACCAAAUGGACAUACUGCUGGGUUUUUUUGUUUGUUUGUUUGGUUGUCUCUGUUAAAACAGCUAUUUCACACUCCAGUACCAGUGAACUGGAUAUCUGAAGGAUGUGCUCAAGCUUCCUCACUAAUGUAGAUUUUGUAUUUUUUACCUUGUCUUUUGUUUAUGGUCCCAUAUUCUGCUGCUAGAUACUCCAAGACCAAAGUAUUUCAAUCUGCCAUGCUUUUAAUUACUUGCACUAUAGUAGUGUUUCUUUGUUGUAGUAUGGUCAUUUGUUUUGUUGUUGUGGAGAACGGAGAAAAAAGGGAAUUGUUGCUCACCUGAAACACUAUUGUAACCAUCCAUUUCUCUUUCUGAAGUAAAAUCAGACGUCCUAAUUUACAGAA
This is a messenger RNA of Epinephelus lanceolatus (giant grouper), 1235 nucleotides long. Lineage: Eukaryota; Metazoa; Chordata; Actinopteri; Perciformes; Serranidae. The record is from RefSeq and is a predicted model, not a curated record.